UUUAAAUAAAAAUAGUUCUGAUUAUUUUUAAAUGUUUUUAAGACACGUGCAUCUAGAGUUAUGUAGAGUAUCGAAAAUAAUAUGUACUAUCCUUGGAGUACAAACAAGUUGGGAGAUAGGAAUAACUAUUAUGUUUCUCACUGGUGCUCUUUAUAAUUUAUUCGUUCGAUACAUUCUGCAACAACAUAAAGUCAAAGGUUUGGCAACACAAACAUCUACGACGUUGGUAGUGUCUUUUCUUUACAUUGUGAAAGCCGUUUCUUUGAAUCGCAUUUGCAAGAAGACAGCUGACGAGGGAAACAGAACCAUCGAAAUCAUUCACGCAAUUUAUGGAUGCAACACAGAAAUGCAGGAAGAGAUUCAACAGUUUGGUAUUCAAAUUUUACAAAGUCCGGUCACAUUCACCGCGUUUGGUCUUACUUUGGAUAAUCGUGUCUUAAGCUUGGUUUUUAAAACUGUAACGAUCUAUAUGGUUAUCAUGAUACAAGUGAGCAAUACGCUAGAAUCGAACAAUGCUGUGGAGUAUACACCUUUUUAAAGAAUUGUAGAUAUUGUUAAAUUAUUACCUCUUAGAGAAUUCUUUAAAUUAUUGAUGUAUUAAAUAUAUAUCCCAUAAUUGUAAAAAAUAAAU
This is a messenger RNA of Solenopsis invicta (red fire ant), 631 nucleotides long. Its product is annotated as putative gustatory receptor 28b. The record is from RefSeq and is a predicted model, not a curated record. Gene Ontology annotation, cellular component: membrane; neuronal cell body; axon. The coding region runs from base 32 to 538 and encodes 168 amino acids. The transcript is spliced from 4 exons. Gene Ontology annotation, biological process: sensory perception of taste. Lineage: Eukaryota; Metazoa; Arthropoda; Insecta; Hymenoptera; Formicidae.